AUGGCCGACGUUCAAGUCCCCGAACACAAGGAGCGCAAGGAGCGCAAUGCCUAUCUCUCUUCACGAGUCAAAGAAACCACCUUCCGAGAAUGGGUGGUUGCCAAUCAAAUUGGAAUCUCCAUGACCACCCUGGCUAUGUUGCUGGCUCUUCAUAACCUCUACCCCUCUCUCCGCCCCUAUACCGCGCCCUUCUUUCAAUUGUCCUAUUACGAUGAAUCUACGAACUCCUACGUCCAAGGCUGGGACGAUGUCUAUUUCGUCUUCAGCGCCGCCGUCGCCCUCACCGGUAUUCGGGCCAUUGCCAUUGAAUGGGUCAUGCAGCCAAUUGCACGCGCCUCCGGCUUGAAGCGCAAGAAUGCCACCCGGAUCGCUGAGCAGGGCUGGAUGGCUAUGUACUAUGGCUUCAUCUGGAUGGUUGGUUUGUAUCUUUGGAAGACGUCUUACUACUGGGGGGAUUUUGCGGCGAUGUGGUCCCAAUGGCCUGCUCGUCCAUUGUCUGGUAUGAUGAAGUGGUAUCUUCUGGUCGAGCUGGCAUUUUUGAUGCAGCAGAUCUUUGUGAUUCACGUCGAGGAAAGACGCAAAGAUCAUGUUCAGAUGCUGUCUCACCAUAUCAUCACCAGUGCGCUCCUCGGUUCGGCCUAUAUCUAUGCCAUGUAUAACGUUUCCAACGUCGUGCUGUGUCUCAUGGAUAUUGUGGAUGUUCUGCUUCCGACUGCCAAAAUUCUCAAGUAUCUCAAGUAUGAGACUGCCUGCAAUAUCGGCUUCGGGUUGUUCAUGGCCACUUGGUUCUUGACCCGUCACCUUAUCUACCCCGUCGUGUGCUGGUCUGUAUAUCACCAGUUGCCCCUCAACCUCACCUACGGCUGCUACACCGGCUCCACGAGCGAGUUCAUCUCCGCCGAGCCUCCGAACUCCUUCGCCUAUAUGCUCGGUCCAUACUUCAGCCUGGACAAUCCCAUCUGCUUCAAUCCGACUCUCAAGUGGAUGUUCCUGGGUCUCCUGCUGAUCAUCGAAGGCCUGUCCGUCCUGUGGUUCAGCAUGAUCGUGCGCGUCGCCUACGGUGUCAUCUGCGGUGGUAACGCGGAAGACUCCCGCAGUGACGAAGAAGACGAAGCCGAGGUGGAACAUCAACCCGUUCACAGCUCAGUGCACCUGGCCGCCAAAGACGCCACAGCCGAGACAGUUGAAGGCGAACACGCCCCGGGCCUCGACCGUCGGCGGUCCAAUGGCACAGCCUCAGUCCGUGCCCGGGGUCGUGGACGUGUACCUUUCGACCAGAGUGACCGCAAAGCCCUUCUUGGUCGCAUUGGAUGUGAAAAACCCACGUAA
Molecule: messenger RNA, 1329 nt
Organism: Penicillium salamii
Lineage: Eukaryota; Fungi; Ascomycota; Eurotiomycetes; Eurotiales; Aspergillaceae
Source: the annotation of a GenBank genome assembly